AUGGAACCACAGACACCCCAGUCGCCUCUCCAGAGACUUCCUUUGCACCUCGUUGCCAAUAUCCUUGUUCAGCUAGACACGAUACAACAACUUGGCCUCUUGGUACUACACCAUCGUGUGUUCUACGACGCGCUCACGGACAGCACCCAGACCGUUGCCGGCAGCAUCAUCACAAGACAGGCCCCGCAGAACGCACUCCCUUUUGCCAUCGCAUUAGUCGAGUCGACACGAAUUGACCCUAGUGACCACGAUGCUGUUCGAGAACUCUUGGCACGUCUCGAGGCUGAUAUUCUCAAGUAUCACUCGACAGGUGUUAUUUUGUCUGCCAGCCACUAUACCAUUUCCGAGUUCGCCUAUCUAAGCCGCAACCUCUCAGCUUUGGGGAUUCUGAGAAAUGACAUGAUCGCCGAAGCACUUCCAAUCUUCAACCGCAGGUUCGACGUAGAGCACUCAUCAAGCACCACAGAGCAAGAGGAUUUCCGGAUCAACAGAGCUUUCCUCCGUUAUCAGCUCAUGUGCAACCUGUUUUGCCUCCCGAGUACAGUUGGCGGGCCGCUAGCAAAAGCGGAGCGGACGCAAUUCUUCUUCUCAAAGUAUUCCCCUUGGGUCAACACGCAAAUGCUCUGCGUAUACGCCUACAUUGAACGGAAAGUGAGCGAGGCAUUUGACGACGUUGCCGCUCACAACGUGGAACACGGCGCAAUGCGCAUACCAUGGCAGCGCCACGCGGCCGUCAAUCGUCAAAUCCAGUGGCAUGCCUCCCGCGGGCUUCCCUUCUUGGCGUCCAUUCUCAGUGCCAAGACGUACGAAGAAAGACUCGAAAUCAUGCCUAUAUUCCCGAAAAAGAAUCGAUUCAGAAAGCUCGACCCCGUCAACCAGCUGAUGCUCAUGGUGCCGGAGGAUGGCCUCAGCAAACCUCUCAGUGUGACUGACCCGUGGCUCGAGUUGGGGUCCUGCUCAGCGGCGAUGCUUCACAAAUUGGCCGGGCCGCUGGACGGCGAGCAAGACGCGCCCGGCUCAACACCCUACAACUUAUGGGUCGACGGGCAUAGCCACAUCUGGGUUGCCAGACACGCUCUGUUUCCGCAAGAGCGGCACAACAUGGACUCAGCGUACGUCAUGUGGGACUUGGACGCGCCGGCGUCUGACCUCGAGGGGAAAUGCCAUGAGGCGUAUGGAAGGGUGGCCUCCUACAAACGUGCCAGUACGAAGUGGACAGAGUCCGAAUUGACUCGCUCCGAGAAGCAGAGGUCCUACAUUUACGACUGCGGAGGAAGAGGGUAUUGGCCGCGACGGCAGUCGCAAGAAGAAGAGUUUGACUUUGGCAGGAUUUAUGGGCUUUCAGACCAGCAGAAGGAGGACCUCGUUGCGAAAUUCCGAAUGGAAAUUGAGAUGGGUAUUGAUGACAGAUGGUAUUAA
This is a messenger RNA of Colletotrichum truncatum, 1419 nucleotides long. RefSeq lists its product as uncharacterized. Lineage: Eukaryota; Fungi; Ascomycota; Sordariomycetes; Glomerellales; Glomerellaceae. The record is from RefSeq and is a predicted model, not a curated record.